CCUCCAUGUCCAAUAAUUUAUAUUUGAUCUUUUUGUUAAUGGAGACAUAAUUUCCAGUGAGAUUUAUUCGUUGCAAUGAUUUUUUUUUACAGUACAUCAAGUUGUUUUGCAACAUCCGUUGCCCACUAAUCUAUGGUCCGAUUUUCCGAUUCUGAGAAAAAAGAAAUUUGUGAUAAGAUAUAGGAUAAGUGAUAGGUUAUCUGAUACUAUCCAUACCCGAUUCUGACUUUAAAGAAAAAUGAUACGGGAAUACCAUGAUCCGAUCGUACCUAACCCAAUUUUGCCCUUGCGAUUUUAAUUAAUAAUUAUUAGGAAGGAUAACUAUGGCUGGUGAUACGUUAACCAUUUCUAACUAAUAGAAGAAGGAAAUAUGUUUUUUAUUACAUAAAACAGGUCACAAAAAUCAACUAUUAGGAGCACUAUAAAAGAGAUCAUGUAAGUAAUGUUUUGUUGGUUUCAACUGAUUAAUUAGGUACUCCUGUGGCCCAUGACAACACCACAGAGCAGCUGAGGAAAUUAACUGAGGCAAACACCAUUGGUGGAUCAAAUCCAAGAACAUCUAGCCACCUGCUAAAUCAUCACAUAUCCAGUUUUUUCCCAGUGACUCCUCUUCCCAACACAAACCAUGGCAGCUUGGCGCCACUGCAACCUCCAAGAAACGAGCAACCGCCAUUGCCGCCCUACGUGAGCUCAGAGAUCACCACCACCGGCAAUCGCCCUGCCGAGAGCUUCUUCCAGCCGCCGCCGCCGCCGCCGCCGCGGCCUCUGGACACCGGCGCCGGCGACAACGACGACAUGGCGGCGGUGGAGCGCGGGCCGCGGUGCGAUCUCCAGACCGUCGACCUGCUCAGCCUGGUCGAGUCCGUGGGGACGCCGGGGUUUCUGGCCAACUCGGCGAGGGUGCUGGGAUCGAUGCACGAGCCUCGCCGUGGUGUCGCCGCCGCCGCGGCGAGCGGCGGCGCUGCGCCGCCGCCUCCUGAACCGAGCUUGGUUCUUGGACUGGGAGACGGCAAUGGCGAUGGGAGAGAGAAGGCGUGGUCGUACUGGAAUAACUCGUCCGCCAUGGCGAGGACCAUGGAGAGGAAGCGGAGGUCGGAGACGGCGACGGCGAUGGCGACGGCGACGCAGGCGAGCCAGGCUCUGCCGGUGAAGACGACGCUGGGCUUGGGAGAGGACGCCAUGAAACGCCGUCCAUGAAGCCGAUGGAUCCAUCCAUGGCGAUCGCGUUGAGCAACAGCAAAAGCAAACCAAGGAGACGGCAAGAGAAUCUUUGGUUGUGCAUGCAAGAACAUUCUUUAAUUUGGUUCUUUUGAUCAUUAAACUUUGCAGAAGUUGAAAUUUUGGCCAUGAUUGCUUAAGACAUUGGCUUCUUCUUUUAAUCUUUAAGCAUUUCAGCAGUUACAAUUUUGUCUUCCCAUGAUUUGCUUAAGACAUUAGCUUCUCCGUGUGGCUCUGUGCAUCCUUGGUUGGUGCAGGUGCCGAGAGUUUUGUUUUAAUUGUUCGAAAACAUUUGCUUCUUUUGUUAUGAAGAAUGUUGGAUUUUGUUUUAUCACUGUGUUUUAUUAUGAAGAAUGUUGGAUUUUGUUUUAUCAUUGUGUGGCACAGCUGUAUUACUAAGUUAGUAUGCUCUCAGUUUCAUCUCUGCUUCUAGCCAUGUUCAUAACUCUGAAAAAUCAGGGUAAUAUUCUCUUAAGCUAAUGGAGGAGGUAGACCAAAUCUGAAAUCCUGCAUUUAUUUUUUUCUCUUCUUCUUUCAUUGCCUGUGAAUAUAUCAUGAAAAAUGUGCUCUUACACAGUGAUUACAGAAACUCCGUAGGAUCUGUUUUUAUCAUCUUCCUUGUGCACGUGGCACAUUUCUUCAGUUUUUCU
Molecule: messenger RNA, 1868 nt
Organism: Oryza sativa Japonica Group (Japanese rice)
Lineage: Eukaryota; Viridiplantae; Streptophyta; Magnoliopsida; Poales; Poaceae
Source: RefSeq, a predicted model, not a curated record